AUGUCUUUUUCCCAUGUACUUAGUUCCGAGGUACUAGAAGAGAUCUUCCUUCGUCUGCCAUUGAAAUCCAUCCUAAAAUUCAAAACCGUCUCAAAACAAUGGAGAUCAAUACUGGAGUCGAAGAGGUUCGCAGAGGGUAGGCGUAUGAUGAAUAUUCAAACGAAACUGAAAAUCUUAGUGGCAGUAGACCGAAACCUAAUCCAACAUGAAUUACACAGGGACGAAGAGGUAGAGAUUGUCUACUUACACAGCAAUGUCGCCGCCUCACGCCCGUCACUGUCAUGUGACAGUCUUGUCUGCAUCCCCGUACCUGGUUGGGUCAAAGUUUUCAACCCUUCCACUGGAGUGUUUCUUAGAUAUUUCUCUUCCAGUCCGGAAACAAUGAUAUCGCGUCAUGAUUUUGAUUUCUUAGAUCCUCGAUUUGAGAUCUUCCCUAGAUAUUGGAGGAUGGGAUUCGGUAAAGACAAUAUCACUGAGAGAUAUAAGAUAGUGAGGAUAUGUUUUCACGAUGAUUUGGAGAUUCAUCGUUGCGAGAUUCUUGAUGUUAACAUUGGGAGAUGGAGGAGACUGAGUCCACCUCCUUAUGUGUUAGGGUUUAGAAGGAAGUCGACAUGUGUGAAUGGGUCCAUCUACUGGGUAGAAGUAAUUCCUCGGUACAAACUUUUAGCUUUGAAUCUUCACACAGAAGAGUGGCGUGACCUUACACUACCGCUGGGAACACUAGGAACUUCAUGCCAAGUAGCAAACCUUGAAAACCGGCUGGCCUUAGCCGCAACCUAUUUUAGUAAUCAUCAUUGGAAUGUGAAGAUAUGGUGUAUGCAUGCACCACAAGAAGAAGCAUGGAGCGUGAUGUAUACCAUACGUUUAUUCCCUUCAGAGCACCGUUACGACGGCAGUUUCCCUUUAUGGUUUUGGGCUAGGCCAGUAGCGGUUUCUAAGCAAGGAAAUCUUUUUUUUCAUGACAACUGCAAGAGGUUGUUCAAAUAUUACCCAGAGACAGAUGUAGUUUGUUGCGUUCAUACAGAUAUUUGUGUGAUAUCUCCUUUUGUUGAAGAUUUGGUCCCACUUGGACCUUUGGAUUCUGUUCCGAACAUGAUGAGGACAUUUGGACUUCAACAUCUAGAUCAUGUGCCCUUCUCCUCUAGGAUAUCUAAUUUUUUCAGACGAAUGGAGUUCCCGAGUAGCUUGAUCACUACUGCUUUUGUGACUCUAGCAACAUUUCAGUUUUGUUCCCUAUUGUCUAGGUCUUGAUAUUGUUGCCCGGCUAGUUGUCUCGUAUUGAUUCAAAACCGCAUGCCUUUUUUCUUCCUAUGCCGAUGUUCUGGCAUCUGGCUUUGUGAAA
Molecule: messenger RNA, 1342 nt
Organism: Raphanus sativus (radish)
Lineage: Eukaryota; Viridiplantae; Streptophyta; Magnoliopsida; Brassicales; Brassicaceae
Product: F-box/LRR-repeat protein At2g43260-like
Exons: 2
Coding region: 1-1251 (416 amino acids)
Molecular function (GO): protein binding
Source: RefSeq, a predicted model, not a curated record